Cylicocyclus nassatus is the source of this 1246-nucleotide messenger RNA. The record is from the annotation of a GenBank genome assembly. NCBI's taxonomy places the organism in Eukaryota, Metazoa, Nematoda, Chromadorea, Rhabditida, Strongylidae.
AUGCUGUCGAAUCUCAACACUUAUUUGAAGCAGGUGAAAUCCACUCAUGACGAUGAUUCCAUAGACAGAUUGAAUUAUGUCACAACAAUUUACUUACUUCUUGGCUUUGCUCUGACCAUCUUUGCCAAAAACUAUGUUGGUGAACCGAUGCAAUGUUGGGUGCCUAACCAGUGGACGGGUACCUGGGAAGUGUUUGCAGAAUCAUACUGCUUCGUUGAGAAUACAUAUUUUGUGCCAAUGAACCAGAGUAAUCUACCAGCUGCGCAUACAAGAGAAGGAAGAGAAAUGAUAUACUAUCAAUGGGUCCCAUUCAUACUGUCCCUCAUGGCGUUUUGUUUCUACGUUCCACGUGCAGUCUGGAAAAUCUUCUCGCCUUACAGCGGUCUCGCCUUGGCAGAUCUCAUGACAGCCGCCAGAAAAUCAGCAAAGACAGGAGCAGAGGAUAAACUCAUUAAUUGUGUAGCCACAACUCUACGAAAAGCUCCUACCUCUAAAGUUCUCCAUUAUGGAUCAAGUCUCUUCAAUCUAUACAUUGCGGUGAAGAUAUUGAUAUUUGCCAAUUUACUGCUGCAAUUCUUCUUUCUCAAUCAUUUUCUUGGCACGGAAUACACAUUUUGGGGCGCUGGCAUUCUGAAUGAUAUGCUUCAUGGGAGGCAGUGGCAGCAGAGCGGGCAUUUUCCAAGGGUAGCAUUUUGCGAUCUAACAGUUAGGGAGAUGGGAAAUAUAAACAAUUGGACCGUUCAAUGUGUGUUGAUGGUCAACAUGUUUAAUGAAAAAAUCUUCAUAUUCUUAUGGUUCUGGUAUGCCUUCCUCUUGAUUUGCACUAUCCUCAACCUCAUCGGUUGGAUUCGCCAACGCUACAGUAGAUCAGCCCGCAAAACGUUUCUCUACAAUGUUUUGACUGACAGCGGUCUCUAUACCAGCGAAGCCGACAGGGACGAGUUUUAUCAUGAAGUCGUAAAGGAUGACGGCGUACUUGUUUUGCUCCUAUUAGACUCUAAUGGUGGUCGUCUGCAAUCCGGAGAACUCGUCCACCAGCUCUGGACCUACAAAUUCCCAGAUGGAGGUAAGAAUGCACCACCCAGCCCAAGGGAAGAUAUCCCAAAACUACUGCUCUCAUCAGAUGACAAAACGAUCUCAACCGUUGCCGAAGAGGAAGAAGUAGAAAAUCUCGAAAAUGAGGAGAUCUUCCAUGCCCCUACUGCCAGCCCAACCUAUUAAACAACCUCUGCCAACACCUCCAAAA